Messenger RNA from Puma concolor (puma), 879 nucleotides. RefSeq names its product NUBP iron-sulfur cluster assembly factor 2, cytosolic (gene NUBP2). NCBI's taxonomy places the organism in Eukaryota, Metazoa, Chordata, Mammalia, Carnivora, Felidae. Gene Ontology annotation, cellular component: cytosol. Gene Ontology annotation, molecular function: ATP-dependent FeS chaperone activity; ATP binding; 4 iron, 4 sulfur cluster binding. Gene Ontology annotation, biological process: iron-sulfur cluster assembly. The record is from RefSeq and is a predicted model, not a curated record.
AUGGAGGCGGCGGCCGCUGGGAGCCAGCAGCCCCGCGGCUCAUCGACCACGUGCAGGCCGCGUGUGAGCGAGCUCACAGAGGCUGGAAACCUGGCAGGCGUCCAGCACAUCAUCCUCGUGCUCUCAGGAAAGGGGGGCGUCGGGAAAAGCACCAUCUCCACGGAGCUGGCCUUGGCCCUGCGCCAUGCAGGCAAGAAGGUGGGGAUCCUCGACGUGGACCUGUGUGGUCCCAGCAUCCCCCGCAUGCUUCGGGCACAGGGCAGGGCCGUGCACCAGUGUGACGGCGGCUGGGUGCCCGUCUAUGUGGACCAGGAGCAGAGCAUCUGCCUCAUGUCCGUGGGCUUUCUGCUGGAGAACCCCGACGAGGCCGUGGUGUGGAGGGGGCCCAAGAAGAAUGCGCUGAUAAAGCAGUUCGUGUCGGACGUGGCCUGGGGGCAGCUGGACUACCUGGUUGUAGACACGCCACCGGGGACGUCUGAUGAGCACAUGGCCACCGUGGACGCCCUGCGUCCCUACGGUCCCCUGGGGGCCCUCGUGGUCACCACACCCCAGGCGGUGUCCGUGGGGGACGUGAGGCGGGAGCUGACCUUCUGUAGGAAAACAGGGCUGCGGGUGCUCGGGGUGGUGGAGAACAUGAGCGGUUUCGUCUGCCCACACUGCGCGGAGUGCACCAGCAUCUUCUCCCGGGGAGGCGGGGAGGAGCUGGCCAGUCACGCCGGAGUCCCCUUCCUGGGCUCUGUGCCCCUGGACCCAGAGCUCACUAAGAGCCUAGAGGAGGGUCGAGACUUCAUCCGGGAAUUUCCUGAGAGCCCAGCCUUCCCUGCGCUCCUGUCUAUAGCCCAGAAAGUUCUGACCGAGGCGCCUGCUCGCGUCCCCUGA